Colletotrichum spaethianum is the source of this 612-nucleotide messenger RNA. Its product is annotated as satratoxin biosynthesis SC1 cluster protein 4. Bases 1 to 612 code for a protein of 203 amino acids. The transcript has 2 exons. The record is from RefSeq and is a predicted model, not a curated record. Lineage: Eukaryota; Fungi; Ascomycota; Sordariomycetes; Glomerellales; Glomerellaceae.
AUGACGGCAAGCGUCUAUCGAAGGGAACUCGCGGCAAUUCAGGAAGUGCAGCGGCAAGCUGCCGCCAGUGUCGUCGACCAUUCUCGGGAUGGCGAGUCCCGCUUCUCAGAAAUACUUGCCAUACUUGUCGUGGGCUCGGUUUUAUCAACCACAGCCGUGGCCCUAAGGGCUUUUACGAGGAUCAAGAUGCUUCGUACGUUCGGCCUCGACGAUGUCAUCAUGGUAUUUGCACAGUCUUUCUAUGUCUCGAUCGUCCUGUACAACAUCGCAACGACCAUCGUCAAACUCUCCAUACUCCUACAGUACCGCCGGAUCUUCGCCAACGACUUGAUGCAGAAGCUGACGACGUGGGGCCUGGCCUUCAUGUCCGCCUGGACAGUCAUGCUCUGCUUCCUGCUUCCAAUGAUGUGUGUGCCCGUGGAAGCGUUUUGGGACAAGGCGGUCAAAGGUCGUUGCAUAGACCUCCUCGCCAGCUGGUAUACAAUGGCGGCUGUCAAUAUAGUGGCCGACUUCGUAAUGUUUAGUCUGCCGAUUCCCGUCAUUAACUCGCUUCAACUACCUCAACGACAGAAGAGGAUGUUACUUUUCGUGUUCGGUCUCGGGUUCGUGUAA